AUGGCGCACAUCUACGAGGUCGGGACCCGGGCCUGGCAGCCGGAUCCGACAGAAGGAUGGGUUGCGUCUGAAGUGAAGGAGAAGUUGGUGGAUGGGGAGAAAGUGCAGUUGAUAUUUGAGCUGGAAAAUGGAGAGACCAAGACGGUGGAAACAACGCAAGCCGAAUUGCAAGUCGAUAACAAUGCGAAUCUGCCACCAUUGAUGAACCCAGCUAUGCUAGAAGCUAGCGAAGAUUUGACCAACCUUUCUCAUUUGAAUGAACCUGCUGUCCUCCAAGCUAUUAAGCUUCGGUAUGCACAGAAGGAGAUCUAUACUUACAGUGGUAUCGUCUUGAUUGCGACCAACCCCUUUGCUCGGGUAGACUCGCUCUAUGUUCCGCAGAUGGUGCAAGUCUAUGCCGGGAAGCAGCGUGCUUCUCAGGCGCCGCAUUUGUUCGCCAUUGCUGAAGAGGCCUUUGCUGAUAUGCUUCGAGACAAAAAGAACCAGACCAUUGUCGUCUCCGGUGAAUCUGGUGCUGGAAAGACCGUGAGCGCUAAAUAUAUUAUGAGAUAUUUUGCAACUCGAGAGUCCUCCGAUCAACCUGGAAAGUACAGUACCAGCCGAGCUGAUGCCAUCAGUGAAACUGAAGAACAAAUUCUGGCAACCAACCCAGUCAUGGAAGCAUUUGGAAACGCCAAAACCACUCGCAACGACAACUCCUCGCGAUUUGGUAAAUAUAUAGAAAUCAUGUUCGAUGACAGGACAAACAUUAUCGGUGCGAAGAUCCGAACUUAUCUCCUAGAGAGAUCGAGACUGGUGUUCCAGCCCCUCAAGGAGCGCAACUACCAUAUCUUCUAUCAACUUGUGGCUGGUGCUACUGACGAGGAAAGGCAAGAGUACGAUCUGCUACCAGUGGAGGAAUUUGAUUAUCUGAACCAGGGUGGAACACCAAUUAUUGAUGGUGUCGACGACAAGGCCGAAUACCAUGCGACUAGAAAAUCCAUGACCACCAUCGGAGUUUCAGACCAGAAUCAAACCGAUAUCUUUCGUAUCCUGGCAGCUCUGUUGCACCUGGGUAAUGUGAAGGUCAUUGCGACUCGUACAGAAUCUUCCCUCUCGGCUACCGAGCCCUCUCUUGUGCGCGCAUGUGAGAUGCUUGGUAUUGAUGCCAAUGAAUUUGCCAAGUGGAUCGUUAAGAAGCAGUUGAUCACACGAGGAGAGAAGAUUACAUCUAAUCUUACCCAGCAACAAGCUAUUGUAGUCCGCGACUCCGUUGCCAAGUUCAUCUAUUCAAGUCUCUUCGAUUGGCUAGUGGAUAAGAUCAAUCGUGGCCUGGCUACCAAUGAGGUUAUCGAGAAAGUCGUCACUUUCAUCGGUGUGCUGGAUAUCUACGGAUUUGAGCACUUUGCCAAGAACUCCUUCGAACAAUUCUGCAUCAACUACGCAAAUGAAAAGCUGCAGCAAGAGUUUAACCAGCAUGUGUUCAAGCUCGAGCAGGAGGAAUAUGUCCGAGAAGAGAUUGAUUGGACAUUCAUCGACUUUUCGGAUAAUCAACCCUGUAUUGAUCUGAUUGAAGCCAAGCUUGGAAUUUUGGCCCUUCUGGACGAAGAAUCGCGGCUUCCAAUGGGCUCAGAUGAACAGUUUGUGACCAAGCUUCACCAUCACUUUGCUGCCGACAAGCAGAAGUUUUACAAGAAACCUCGCUUUGGAAAAUCAUCCUUUACUGUUUGUCAUUAUGCCAUUGAUGUCACUUAUGAGUCCGAUGGCUUUAUUGAAAAGAACCGCGACACAGUUCCGGAUGAGCAUAUGGAGGUACUGCGCAAUUCGUCGAACAGCUUUAUCAAGGAGAUUUUGGACACAGCUGCUGCGGUGCGAGAAAAAGACUCGGCAUCUGUCUCGUCAAAGGCUGUUGCUACCGCCCCUGGUCGUCGAAUUGGAGUGGCUGUCAAUCGCAAGCCCACCUUGGGAGGAAUCUUCAAGUCUUCUCUGAUCGAGCUGAUGACCACGAUCAACUCUACUGAUGUGCACUACAUUCGAUGUAUCAAACCCAACGAAGCCAAGGAAUCUUGGAAGUUUGAGGGGCCCAUGGUUCUCAGCCAGUUGAGAGCUUGUGGUGUGUUGGAAACUGUUAGAAUCAGUACGGCAGGCUAUCCCACUCGUUGGACCUAUGAGGAGUUUGCUAUUCGCUACUACAUGCUUUGCCAUUCAGCACAGUGGACUUCAGAGAUCCGCAAUAUGUGCCACGCCAUUCUGCAAAAGGCUUUUGGAGAUGACAGCGACCCAAAGCAGGACAAGUACCAACUAGGUCUGACCAAGAUAUUCUUUAGGGCAGGCAUGCUGGCCUUCCUGGAGAAUCUGCGAACUUCUCGGCUAAACGAGUGUGCCAUCAUGAUCCAAAAGAAUUUGCGAUGCAAAUACUACCGCCGCCGCUAUCUAGAAGCUCGUGAAUCCAUCAUGACAACGCAGGCUUUUAUUCGGGGAUUCUUGGCACGACAACGCGCCCAAGAUAUUCGCCGGACCAAGGCUGCGACCACGAUCCAACGGGUCUGGAGGGGACAGAAGGAGAGGAAACACUACAACGAGAUCCGGCGCAACUUCAUUUUGUUCGAGUCUGUUGCGAAGGGAUUUCUCUGCCGCCGAAACAUUAUGGACUCUAUCAAUGGCAACGCUGCCAAGGUUAUCCAGCGUGCUUUCCGUUCAUGGCGACAAUUGCGUGGCUGGAGACAAUACCGUCAAAAGGUGAUCACCGUUCAAAACUUGUGGCGAGGUAGACAGGCUCGUAAGGCCUAUCGGUCCCUACGCGAGGAAGCCCGGGAUCUCAAACAAAUCUCCUACAAGCUGGAGAACAAGGUGGUAGAGUUGACACAGUACCUGGAGUCACUCAAGCGUGAAAACAAGUCUCUGUCGUCUCAGCUGGAGAACUAUGAUACUCAACUGAAAUCUUGGCGUAGUAGACACACUGCUUUGGAAGCUCGUGCGAAAGAACUUCAAAUGGAGGCUAACCAGGCAGGUAUCACGGCAGCCCGCCUGGAAGUUGUCGAGGAAGAGAUGAGCAAGCUUCAGCAGAGUCAUAGUGAAGCUCAGGCUACCAUCAAGCGUCUGCAAGAAGAGGAGAAGGUUUCGCGCGAACAAUUCCGCGUGACUACUGAGGAGCUGGACCGUCUCACCGAGACCAACGGUGACCACGAGAAAGAUCUCAUAGUACUUCGCGGACGGGUUUCAGAGCUCGAGGAAGAGUUAGAGGUGGCUAAGCGUUCGGCGCCUGUCAGUGGUGUGCACGGGGAAGUACCAAAUGGCCAUGCUGCCGCUGCCCCUGCUACUAGCCUUAUCAACCUCGUUUCGUCGAAGAAACCGAAGCCCAAGAGACGCAGUGCUGGUGCAGAGAAGAUUGAGAUCGAUCGUUUCAGUGGUGCAUACAACCCUCGACCCGUAUCAAUGGCGGUCACUGGGCCUAACGCUGCUCGUAUGGCCGCUGCUAUUUCCCCAGGACUAGAUUCGGUUGAGGCAGAGCUAGAGCAGUUGCUGUCUGAAGAGGAGGAUUUGAAUGAGGAGGUCACACAAGGUCUCAUCCGUAACCUCAAGAUUCCUCUCCCAAGCUCCACUCCCGCUCCAACUGAGAAGGAGGUUCUGUUCCCCGCAUACCUGAUCAAUCUUGUUACUUCGGAGAUGUGGAACAAUGGAUUCGUCAAGGAAUCCGAGCGCUUCCUAGCCAAUGUCAUGCAGUCGAUCCAGCAGGAGGUCAUGCAACACGAUGGAGAGGAAGCCAUCAACCCUGGUGCAUUCUGGCUUUCGAAUGUCCACGAGAUGCUGUCGUUUGUCUUCCUGGCCGAAGACUGGUAUGAAGCCCAGAAGAGCGACAACUAUGAAUAUGACCGUUUGUUGGAGAUUGUGAAGCACGAUCUCGAGAGUCUCGAGUUCAACAUAUAUCACACAUGGAUGAAGGUACUGAAGAAGAGACUGUACAAGAUGAUUGUGCCAGCUAUCAUUGAAUCCCAGUCUCUUCCUGGCUUUGUCACCAGUGAAACCAACCGGUUCCUUGGCAAACUGUUGCCCUCCAACAAUAAUCCAGCGUACAGCAUGGACAACCUUUUGAGUCUUCUGAACAAUGCCUAUCGCGCCAUGAAGGCAUUCUAUCUGGAAGAUACUAUCAUUCUUCAGACUGUCACAGAGCUUCUUCGUCUGGUUGGCGUCACCGCAUUCAACGACCUUCUUAUGCGACGAAAUUUCCUCUCAUGGAAGCGUGGUCUUCAAAUCAACUACAAUAUUACAAGAAUUGAGGAAUGGUGUAAGAGUCAUGAUAUGCCGGAGGGGACAUUGCAGCUAGAGCAUUUGAUGCAAGCUACCAAGCUUCUUCAGCUUAAAAAGGCAACUUUGAAUGAUAUUGAGAUUAUUCAAGAUAUCUGCUGGAUGCUGUCCCCGAAUCAGAUUCAAAAGCUCUUGAAUCAGUACCUAGUUGCUGAUUACGAACAGCCUAUCAACGGCGAGAUCAUGAAGGCCGUUGCGUCUCGUGUCACGGAAAAGAGCGAUGUGCUCUUGUUGACUCCGGUAGACAUGGAGGACAGUGGUCCGUAUGAGAUCGCCGAGCCUCGCGUCAUUACGGCUCUAGAGACCUACACCCCAUCUUGGCUCCAAACACCACGCUUGAAGCGACUGGCGGAGAUUGUAUCAGCUCAAGCAAUGUCGCAACAGGACGUAAGAGAGAUAGACAAUGUGGAGGAGUAG
This is a messenger RNA of Penicillium taxi, 4701 nucleotides long. Its product is annotated as type V myosin. Bases 1 to 4701 code for a protein of 1566 amino acids. NCBI's taxonomy places the organism in Eukaryota, Fungi, Ascomycota, Eurotiomycetes, Eurotiales, Aspergillaceae. The record is from RefSeq and is a predicted model, not a curated record. Gene Ontology annotation, molecular function: microfilament motor activity; actin filament binding; ATP binding. The transcript has 7 exons. Gene Ontology annotation, biological process: vesicle transport along actin filament; actin filament organization. Gene Ontology annotation, cellular component: myosin complex; actin cytoskeleton; vesicle.